Molecule: messenger RNA, 8047 nt
Organism: Phycodurus eques (leafy seadragon)
Lineage: Eukaryota; Metazoa; Chordata; Actinopteri; Syngnathiformes; Syngnathidae
Gene: foxo4
Product: forkhead box O4
Biological process (GO): regulation of transcription by RNA polymerase II
Cellular component (GO): nucleus
Molecular function (GO): DNA-binding transcription factor activity, RNA polymerase II-specific; RNA polymerase II cis-regulatory region sequence-specific DNA binding
Source: RefSeq, a predicted model, not a curated record
CAGUGGUAAACAGACGUCAGAAGGGAGUCUUCGCGUCGAGUCAAAACAAAACAAACGCAAACAAACUAUUAAAGAGCCCCGAGGAGCGCAUCUUCGGACCACCGGGACGACGACAGCCUCAAGCCGAGUCGUCGCCGCCACCACACGGCCACCUCGGGCGAGUUCUUAUUGGCUUUCGGCGGACUUUUCGGCGCCUUGUAAACUCCGGAGUAGCAGGAGCUUAAGCGGCUAACGUGACCGGGGGGCGACCCGGGGCUUGUUUUCCCCAAAGUUGGGAGUCUCAUCCCGGGGGCACUUGCUCGACUCCUCCACCGAAGGGGCUUUUUUUUUUCCGGUUACUUGUUGGAAUCGAGGCGUCGACGUCGCGGGGGUAGAAGCCCGGCGGGGCGAGCUCCGGGGCCUCGGCGGAGUCGGAGGUGUUUUGUAACUGCCUCUCGUGGCAUCGUGUGCGGCGCCACGAGUGGACAAUCAUGGCAGAUGGCGACAUGUGGCGGAGUGUGCACACCUAAAAACACCGCACCUUUCUGACUGGUUUCUUUUAGUCGCUUACGGUUAGUAAGUAAAACUCACCUCUUUCUUUUUGUCCUUUUUUUUUUGUAAGUAAUCACCACCAUUUUGUAGUCCCCCCCCCCCAACUAGUGGUUAAAGCGGUGUUGUGGUUGUACGUCGUAAGGCUCGGCCCAGACUGAGCUGUCAGUGUGUAGUCGUCGUAGCAUUGGUGGUCUUUUGACGUCUUUUUAAAAGAAAUUGGGUCGUUUUUUAAUUUUUUAUUAUUUAUUCAUUUUUUUAGCCCACACAUUAUUAUUAUUUGUUUUACGUCUAAUUUAUUUUCCUCAAGCGGAAAUUCAACUAGCAACACCUAUCAACAUCAUCAUCACUUUGUUUACAAACUCAUCCAUUUACUCUCAAACUCCCUACUACUAAAAGUAAUUAUUUGAAAGUACUUUUCAUGUUUUAGUCCAAAUUUAUGUUGCUAGGCAUCUUCUUUUUGUUAAUAGUCUAUUUAUAAAUAAAAAAGAUUUCAGAUUAUUCCUCCACAAGGGGAAUUCACAACUAUUUCAAACAAAGGAGCUCCCGUUUCCUCCGCUAUAAAUCAGAAGCUUUAUGACAGUUUGUAUAAAAGGGAUUAUUUGGGUUCCCUAAUCUCCAAUCUGAGGAUUAGCUGGAGAUAUUGGUGUGCCCAGAUUAUUAGUCUUUUUUUUUUGAUAGGCCCCCAGUGUUUACAGUCAGUAUAUUGUUAUUUUUUCCUUCCUGGGAUAAAAACAUUGGAGGUGGGUUUUAAGUAGUUCCGGUGUUUCUGGAGUAGAGCGGAACUAGCGAGGAGGUGGAGGAGAAGAUCACAAUGGAGGAUUUGCUGGUGCCUCCCAUUGACCCGGAUUUUGAGCCGCAGAGCCGUCCCCGUUCGUGCACGUGGCCGCUGCCCCGGCCGGACAUCUCGGCCGUGAAGCAGGAAGCCCCCGACGGCGCCGAGUCCGCCGCCGGGACCCCGUCAGCCGACGACGAGAAGCCGGAACCGCAGCAGCGGCAGCAUGCGGCGGUGUCGACGUCCGAGCCGGAGAAGGCGGCGGGGCCGGGGACGACGGCCGACGCCGCAGCCGUCGGCGGCGUGACGCCCCGCAAAGGUUCGUCCAGGCGCAACGCUUGGGGCAACCAGAGCUACGCCGACCUGAUCAGUCAGGCCAUCGAGAACUCGCCCGACAAGAGGCUGACGCUGGCGCAGAUCUACGAGUGGAUGGUGAAGACCGUGCCUUACUUCCGAGACAAAGGGGACAGCAACAGCUCGGCCGGGUGGAAGAACUCCAUCCGGCACAAUCUGUCCCUGCACAACAAGUUCUUGAGAGUUCACAAUGAGUCGACGGGCAAGAGCUCCUGGUGGAUGCUCAACCCUGAAGGGGGAAAAACGGGCAAAGCCCCUCGCCGCCGCGCCACCUCCAUGGACAACAGCAGCAAGCUGCUGAAGAGCCGCAUGCGCGCCAAGCAGACCAAGAAGCAGGCGGGCGCUGGGGCCGGUGGCGAGGGGGUGCUGCAGGGCGAUGGCGCAGCGGGUGCCGGGGGGGCCGGCGCCGAUAGCCCCAACUCGUCCCAGCAGUUCCCCAAGUGGGGCGUGAGCAGCAGCAGCCCCUCGUCCCGGGGAAGCCUGGACGACUCAGACAUGUGGACCAGCUUCCGGCCGCGCACCAGCUCCAACGCCAGCACCCUGAGCGGGCGGCUGUCGCCCAUCGCGCCGGGGCAGGAGGACGACGACAAUCUCCCAGAGGACGGGCUGCUGGGGCGCUACGCCGCCAGCGCCCUGACGCCCACCCUCGCCGAGACCCUCAUGGAGGAGCUGGACCUGAUCGACGGGCUGACUCUGAUGAGCGGCCAGCAAGGCGGAGCCAGUCCCAGCACGGCCCCGCCGGCGCCGCCCACCCCGCUGCCGUCCGCCGCAACCCUGCUUCCCCGCGGCUCCUCGUCCUUCUCCCCCUUUCAUCAGCUGCAGGGGCCGCAGACCCCUGCCCAGGCGUCAGUGGGGCCUGCCGGCAAGGAUGCCGCCGCUGCCUUCAGCAACUCCCUCUUCAACUCCUCUCAUGGUGCCACCGCCCACUACGGUACCCACGUGCCCUCCAGCCUGGAGGUGCUGCUCACCUCAGACUCUCCUCCUCCCACAGACGUCCUCAUGACGCAGGUUGACCCUCUGGUGCCCGCCCCUGCGGGCCUCAUGGGCUUGGGCUCCCCGGUGGUGGGCGUGAGGCCCAAACCCACUCAGCUGCUGCUCGGUAAGAGCCUGGAAGCCAACGCGGUGGGCCCUCGCACCCUCCAAGGUCCCUUGCAGCACCACCUGCACCAUCAGCAGCAGCACUCCCCUCUGGGUCUGGGCAUGAUUCUCUCCGGUAUGUCCCAGGACCCGCUGCAGAUGCCCGGCCUCAAGGCGCAGCACGCCGCCCCUCAUCACCCCGUCCCCACGGCCUGCCCUACCGCCAUGCAAGGCGUGGGCCUGUUCGGGGCGCCGCCCAGCUUCCAGGCGGCGCCUGACCGGCUACCCACUGACCUGGACGUGGACAUGUUCACCGAGAACCUGGACUGCGACGUGGACUACAUCAUCAACAGCGACCUCAUGGAUGGAGACAGCAUCGACUUCAACUUUGACCCCAUCUUGCCCGCGGGGCAAGGCUACGCCGGGCCGGCCACCACGCAGGGGUCCGCCCACAACUGGGUGCCCAGCUAAAGAGUUUGCCAGGAGAGGAGACCCCGCUUCUCAGACGCGGUCCCCCAAAAACUCUGGCCGCGGCACAACUCGGACUGGCCUCUCGUCACGUGCCAAGACAACGACCGACUAUGCAAACACUUUUUAACCCCUCUUCCUCUUCCUCCAUUUAAAAAAACAAAAACAAACAAAAAAUAUUUCUUUUGAAAACAUGGCAGGAGGGCCACUUUCUUCAUCAAGACUUUCUCAACUUUCCCUGAGAGUUGGCAAGAUGUUGCGCACAAACAUCUUUCAUGUGGAUGCGGUACACUUCGGUACCCUGUUGUUGGCCUCUGGAUGGAGACCGCGUGUGCAUGUGUGUGUGUGUGUGUGUGUUGAAGAAAUGGCCAGUUUCCCCUGCAGGAGGAGCCUGCAGGUCGGUACGAAACGAUGACGCCGACGAUCGUUUCUUACUCGAGACGAUGCAUGACUUUUUUUAUUUUUUUUGGCUGAUUUAACACUAAUUGUUAUGUGGGCAAUUGAGUUUUUGUUUAGAUUUAUUUUUUUUCACCUCCAUGCGGUGUGUAGUUAAGCAGGGUACACACAUAUUGAUAAUCAGAACACCUUUCUGCAGUUUUUCAUUCCCCUUCCGAUCAAAGUCUGCAAAGCCCCGAUUAAUGCAUCUCCAAAAAGAUUGUCCUGUGGCAUGCGGUGUGUUAACAGGGAUGUACCCACCCCGAUUUAAAUCGGAAAGCAACUUGGGCUGAAAGUCGUACAUGUUAAACCUGUUCAAUAUUUACGAUCACAAAUACUUGUGUGUGUGUGUGUGGUCAACACCAAGUUGGGCUGAGCCACAGAGUCUGAUUGUGACGUGAAACGGAACUAUAGCUAAUUAAGCGGGGAACUCGAAUACCAUUUAAUUGGACCAGAUUUCUGCAUUUUACCUUUUACGAUCAAAGUCAGCUAAGGUCUAAUUAUCAGAUAUCUCUAAAAGAUUAUCCUGAGUGAUUGUGGUGUGGUGUGGUGUGGUGUGUUAAGAGUAAUUGCCCCCCCCCCGAUUGAAUUAGAAAAACGGCCGGGGCUGAAUAUCUUACAUGUUAAAUGUGUUUAAUAUUUACAAUUGCAAAUCCUUGUGUGUGUGGUCAGCACCAAGUUGGGCCGAGCCAAAGACUGCGUGAUUGUGAGGUGAAACAGAAUGAUAGCCAGGGAAGCAGGGUGAUAAUCGUUACAAAUUUAAGCAUUUUUCAUUCCGGUCAAAGUUGGUUAAGGCCCAAUGGGCUCUCAAAGAUGAUCUUGUGCUGUUUAAUAUUUACAAUGGCAAAUCCUUUUGGGUGUGGGCAACACCAAGAUGGGCUAAGCCACGGAUUUCCCAAUUGUGAAAUGAAAUGGAAUGAUGGACAAUUCAGCGAGGUAUGCACAUACUGAUAAUCGCACCAAAUUGAAUCUUUUUUCACUUUUUACUAUCAAAGUUGGCAGUGGCACAUUUAUUUGAUCACUUGAGUGAUUAUCCGGUGGUGUGUGUUGGCAGUGGACCCCCCCCACCCCACUCGUAUAUAAUCGGAAAAUGGUUGGCGUCGACAAUCGUAAAUAUUAAAUCUGUUUAAUAUUUACGAUCACAAAUCCUUGGGCCAAGCCACGUACACUGCGAUUGUAAUCUGAAACUAAAUGAAAGCUACUUAAGUGGGGUACUCUCAAACUGACAAUAAGACCAAAGUUAAGUGUUUUUCACCCCUUAAAGUCAGCAAAGGUCAGAUUAUCCUAAAUGAUUAUCCUGUGGUGAGUGCUGUGUGAAGAAUGAUUUUGCCUUCCCAAUCUAAUCGGAAAGCGGUCAGGGCCAGUAAAGUCAAUGUUCGACCUGUUCAAUAUUUAUGAGCGCAAAUCCCCAUGUGUGGUCGACACUGAGAUCGGGCGAGCCACGGACUCCGUGAUUGUGACGUGAAACGGAAUGACUAGCCAAUAUAUCGGGGUGAUAAUGGUGCCAAAUCUGAGCAGUUUUCAUUCCGAUCAAAGUUGGCAAAGGCCCGAUUGUUGGGUGUCUCUGAAAGCUUAGCAUGCGGUGUGGGGUGUUUUGAGGGAGUUUUCCUGACAAUCGUAAAUAUUAAACGUGUCCAGCUGUCGAUAGUUGAUUACACCCAUACUGAUAAAAUGGGACACAUUUCUGCAUGUUUCCCUUGCCGCUUCGAUUUCUUCUUUGACACGUGUGAGUGGCCUGUGGCACUGCGCUGCCUCUCUCAGUUCAGUCUUGGUACUCAACAGACGUCUGGUUUUCAUGGAGGAGACUGGCGAUUGUCGCAAGAAUACUUUCCAUGACAUGGGCUCUCGCAUUUAAAGAAAUAUAUAUAUAUAUAUAUAUAUAUAUAUAUUUUUUUUUAAUUUGUAUGUGUGUACCCCGCUUUAGACGUCAUUAGUUGUAGGUGCAUUUGUUUAAAAAACUUGGUGCAGUUGCCAACACGUGAUCCCUUGGCUUCUUAUCAAAUGUGGCUACCUUAUUUUUGUAUUUUCCCUCAUGUGCAUUUUCCUAGCACUUAAUUAUGACCAGGACCGUACAAGCGUACGUACUUUUACCGUACUUUUUUUUUUGGUUAGAAACAUUUCAUCAACGUGAUGCACACGUUGCACAUAAACGACACACUAUGCAGAUUUAUCAAGAGAAUUUAAAAGCAUCUUGAAGGAAAAUUUAAAACAACAAAACAUGAAGGGUUUUGCCAUUUCGUCAUCGUGUACCCUCACUAACUUGAAAAAGAAUAUAUUUGGUUCUAGCUUUAAUAUACAAUCUAGAUGGAGAAUAAUAGAGAUGCUACUUAUAUUACUAAUAAUGACAAUGUUUUGUUUUUUUCUACAUUGGAGAUGCAUUUUUCAGAUUUGUAAUUGCGAUUUUUCUACACAUUUUUGUAAAUGUUGACAUGCAUGUAGAUUUGUUUUUUCUUUUUACAUAACCAAAGGAACACUAAUAAUACUUGCAUGGCAUUUAGGGGCACACUCGGCCCGACAAGGUAUUUCAGUGUACAUAAGCUUUUUUUUUUUUGGGGGGGGGGGGGUGUAUUUUUCUAGCUUUUCCACAUUACUCAUCUCAACACAAAAAGUAAAAAAAAAAAUAAAAUAUAUGACUCAUACAACCAUUACCUCUCAGGUCGCUUGGAAGAAGGAAACAAGCUCAAUCAUGUGACAACAGGCAACAACAACAAAAACUAUUUAUUUUUUUAUUUUCUCUGCCACGACUGGAAACUGUUGCUCUCGAGAACUCGCAGUCUUUAAAAAGUCUCCUGCUAUGCAUUCAUGCCGGGUGUAGUCUUUUUUGUUUUGUUUGUUUUUUCCCCCUCUCCAAUGCUGAUAUGAAACACUAGCAUGAUGUUGCUAUUAGUGUGUACACAAAUUGUUCUCAUUUUUUAUUUUUUAUUUGCUAGCCCUGUACAGUAUGUUCACCUGUCAUUUCACACUUUAAAAACAAGUUAAUUUUUACUUGGGGGGGGGACAAAAAAAAAACAAAGCACUAUUUGCUUUGGAGUGGUGCUGGAAGUCAUUUUGGAUACACAUCAGGGCCUUGUUGUUGUUGUUGUUUUGUUUUGGUAAAAGUUACCCGGAAGUAAUCAAUAAUCCUUUUACUUGCUUUGAACUGUCUUUUUUUUUUUUUUUUAAAUCGCUCCAUAUUUAGUCCCCAACAUGCUCACUUAUUGAACUCGAUGAAAUAUAAUGUCCCAAUCAUUUGAUGAAUUUGGUGUGUAAUGUUAACGAGAAGGAAGUGGGUGUGCGUUUGGGACAAAUUGCAGUGGAAAGCUGUUUGACAUUUAUUCCAUAUCCUACUAGUGCACUCAUGUACUAGUAUGCUCUGUGCCCUCACUAGUAAGGCAAUUAAGUGUACUAGUAGAACAACGGUCUGACUAAAGUUAAGUUUUUUUUCCCCCACUGGUGCCACUUCUACUAGUACACAAACCUUAUUAGUAAACUACUGUGCUACACAACCAGCAUUACAAGCCUCAACUAGUAGACAUGUCACGCACUAGUAGCACGAUGUUACAGAUUUAAGCUGUUUGAUCUUUCUUGUACUAGUACGCACGUUGUCUUCACUUGUAAGACAAUUAUGUGCACUGGUAGAACAACUUUUUGUGCACUAGUAGGACAACUGCAUGUUACUAGUGAGCCAAAACUGCACUAGUUGACAACCAUGCUACAAGUACUACCAGGUAACAUCUAACGGUUCACAAGUAAUACAAUACUAUUGAAUUCUAAUAGUUAAUGUCUAGUGGUUCACCAGUAGAACUAGAAGCAUGUAUACGGUUUUGCUUCACUAGUAGCUUGUAGUUGUCCUCCUCGGAUUUCAAGUUGUCUUACUAGUGUGCAGAAAUGUAAUUCAGUAGUGGGGGGGGGAAAACAUUGUUCUACUAGUAUGCUGAACUGUCUUACUAGUACACCCAGAUGUGAACUAGUUUGACCUUAGUAGAGACAUAGUUGUUCUAUUAGUGAGGACAAAGAGCGUACUAGUACAUGGCCCUUAAGAUGGAGAUCAAGAAGACGGAAUAAAUGCUCACAAGGCUUUCCAUAAAUGUUUUUGUGUAUUUUAGUUUUCGCUUGCACUUCUUGAAAAGGCGCGCGCGUUUGUGCUCGCUCCCCUUCCAUUUGAUCAUUGUUGUCUCCUUGAGCUAGUAGUCCCCCUCCUGUUUAUGAUGACCUCUAAAGGUUGCCCCAACAUACAGUAUUUUAGAAUAUUAGCUUAACGGAAUGAGUGCAUUAAGCAAUUUUGAGUUCUUGAUGAUUUUGUUGUUUUGGAUUGAUUGAUCUCGAUAAAUAGUCCCCCGUCUUCCUCGUCUCUUUUUCUCACGGAACGCUCGAUUGUCCGCAUCUGCUCAAAAACAGCAAUUUAACGAGUCAAUAAACUGCUUUAACCCA